GCCCGUGGGGUUGCAGCAGUCGGCGGCAAAACUGCUCCGGGCAGCAACGGCGGCAUGUGUGAGGGCCCGUCCCGCAUCUCGGGGCCUAUACCCCCAGACCCUACGGUCUGCCCUGACUACUACCGGCGGCCGGCCUCUGCCCAAGGACGCCUUGAGGGAAAUGCGCUGAAGCUGGACCUGCUGACUUCGGACCUCGACUUGGACGCCACCCCUUCGCGUGGCCCCCGCAUAGGUCCUGGAGCCAGAGAGAUCCUGGAGCGAGGCCGGCGUGGCGUCGGGGGAGUGCUGUUGCAACUCGGGGGCAUCUCCCUAGGCCCAGGGGCCUCUCCCAAGAGGAAGGACCCUAAAGACCAUGAGAAGGAGAACCUGAAGCGGAUCAGGGAGAUCCAGAGGCGCUUCCAGGAGCAGGAGCGCAGCCGGGAGCAGGGACAGCCCAGGCCCCUGAAGGCUCUGUGGCACUCGCCCAAAUAUGACAGAGUGGAGUCCCGGGUCAAGGCCCAGCUACAGGAGCCCAGCGCUGCCUCUGGAACAGAGCCUGCCCACUUCCUACGGGCACACUCCCGCUGCGGCCCUGGGCUCCCACCACCCCGUGUCCCCAGUCCUCAGCUAACCCCACCAGGCCCCAGUGCUAAGGGGCCAGGCCUGGGUGUGGACUUCAUUAGCCACAAUGCCCGCACUGCCAAGAGGGCCCCCCGGAGGCAUUCCCGCUCACUGCAGGUCCUGGCACAAGUGCUGGAGCAGCAGCGGCAAGCCCAGGAGCACUACAACACCACGCAGAAGGGCCAUGUGCCUCAUUACUUGUUGGAACGCAGGGAUCUGUGGCGGCGGGAGGCCGAGGCCCGCCAGCAGAGCCAGCCGGACCCUGCCAUGCCCCCAGGCCACACUUGCAUGCCUGAGAAUCAGCGGCUGGAGACCCUGAGCAAUCUGCUCCAGAGCCAGAGCCAGUUGCUACGUGAGCUGGUGCUGCUGCCUGCCGGGGCAGAUUCACUCAGGGCCCAGGGCCACCGUGCGGAGCUGGACCGGAAGCUGGUGCAGGUAGAGGAAGCCAUCAAGAUCUUUUCCCGCCCCAAGGUCUUCGUGAAGAUGGAUGCCUGAGCCCUUUU
Molecule: messenger RNA, 1103 nt
Organism: Enhydra lutris kenyoni (northern sea otter)
Lineage: Eukaryota; Metazoa; Chordata; Mammalia; Carnivora; Mustelidae
Product: enkurin domain containing 1
Exons: 8
Coding region: 55-1095 (346 amino acids)
Cellular component (GO): cytoplasmic microtubule
Source: RefSeq, a predicted model, not a curated record